Messenger RNA from Microthlaspi erraticum, 1785 nucleotides. The record is from the annotation of a GenBank genome assembly. NCBI's taxonomy places the organism in Eukaryota, Viridiplantae, Streptophyta, Magnoliopsida, Brassicales, Brassicaceae.
AUGGGAGGUUAUGUGUUGGGUUCGGCCAGAUCGGGGCAAACGAUAAUGGUGGCUCUGGUACUGGUGGUUGGAUCAUUCUUCUCCGGCUAUAUAUUCGGAAACAAUGCACCUAUAUACAUUCCCGAACCUUCUUCCAAUUCUUCUUCUUCUCCAUCGCCAUCUGGUCAAUCCAAUUUCGCCAACAAAAUAGAGCUCACUCACCGAAGAACCUCUGUUGUGAUCCCAGAGAGUGGGAUAAAUGUUUGCCCAUUGGAGUUCAACGAGUAUAUCCCCUGUCACAAUGUCACUUACGUGCAAGAGCUUCUCCCAAGCUUGAAUGUUUCUAGAAGAGAAGAGCUUGAGAGACACUGCCCACCACUUGAACAGCGUCUCUUUUGUUUAGUGCCUCCGCCUAAGGAUUAUAAGAUACCAAUACGUUGGCCGACCAGCAGAGAUUACGUGUGGAGAAGCAAUGUGAAUCAUACACAUCUUGCUGAGGUCAAAGGAGGGCAAAAUUGGGUGCAUGAACAAGGUCAGUUAUGGUGGUUCCCUGGUGGCGGCACUCAUUUCAAACACGGAGCUCCAGAAUACAUCCAGAGGUUAGGAAACAUGACGACUAACGAAACAGGCGACUUACGUUCAGCUGGGGUUGAGCAAGUUCUUGAUGUUGGAUGUGGAGUUGCUAGCUUUGCAGCUUAUCUUCUUCCUCUAGGUAUAAAGACUAUGUCUUUUGCCCCUAAAGAUGGUCAUGAAAACCAAAUCCAGUUUGCGCUUGAGAGAGGAAUCGGUGCAAUGAUCUCUGCCAUAGCCACUAAACAAAUGCCAUAUCCCGCAGCCUCAUUCGAUAUGGUUCAUUGUUCAAGGUGUCGUGUUGAUUGGCAUGAAAAUGAUGGUAUCUUGAUUAAAGAGGUUAAUCGCCUUCUCCGACCCAAUGGAUACUUUGUUUAUUCAGCACCACCUGCUUACAGAAAGGAUAAAGAUUUCCCUGUGAUUUGGGAUAAGUUGGUCAAUCUAACCACCGCAAUGUGCUGGAAGCUCAUUUCCCGAAAGGUACAGACUGCAAUAUGGGUUAAAGAAGAUGACGAGGCUUGCCUUAGGAAGAAUGCAGAGCUUGAGCUUAUAACUAUAUGUGAUGCGGAAGAGAAAGCUUCAUGGAAAGUUCCUCUUAGAGACUGUGUGGACAUUAAUGGGAACAUACAACAGAAACCCUCUUCUUUAGCUGAACGUCUAUCGUCAUAUCCAACGAGUCUAAGUAAAAUAGGCAUCAGCGAAGAUGAAUUUACGCUGGACACAAACUUCUGGAGAGAACAAGUGAAUCGUUACUGGGAGUUGAUGAAUGUUAACAAGACUGAGGUGAGGAAUGUGAUGGACACAAAUGCCUUCGUUGGUGGAUUUGCUGCAGCUAUGAACUCAUAUCCCGUUUGGGUCAUGAAUGGUGUACCUGCUACCGCAAACGAUACCUUAUCCGGAAUUUACCAGAGAGGCUUGACCGGUGUUUAUCAUGAUUGGUGUGAGCCAUUCUCAACUUAUCCCCGCACGUACGAUCUUCUACACGCAGACAGUCUCUUGUCUCACUACCAAGUCAACGGUGGAGGUUGUUUACUAGAAGACAUCAUGCUUGAGAUGGACCGCAUUAUACGCCCUCAGGGAUUCAUCAUUAUUAGGGACGAGGAAUCGAUCAUCUCAAGAGUCCGAGACUUGGCUCCUAAAUUCUUAUGGGAAGUUGAGACACACGAGCUGCAAAAUAAAUACAAGAAGACAGAAACUGUUCUGUUUUGCAGAAAGAAGUUCUGGGCAAUCGUCUGA